ACACGCCUUAUCAUGUAUCGUCGUUCGAAAGAUCGUCUGCUCUUUAAGCAUGCCGGUUGUCAUGCGCACAACGAUCCGCUGCGCCGACGCCCCCAAAUUCCAGCUCCUCGAUCAAGCACCGCCUCAGCCGAAACUUCAGCUAAGCCUAACACACGCGCGCUACCCUUCCGUGCGCGUCGUCGGGUUCGAUCGCGCGCCGAGUUAAGCCUAACCCCCCUCUGCCGCGCCUUGUAAGCAUGCCUUCGUUGGCCGACAGUGCGGCUUCGUCAGCGAGUAGCACCACUACGCCGUUGCCUGUGGCCAGUGUCGGCCCUCCCGUGAGCGGUCCACCGCUGUGUCCGCCGGACGAGAGCGUGCUCGAAAGCCUCGUAGCAGUGUUGGUGGCGGCGAUCAUUUUCCUAGCAGCGCUGGUGCUCGCCGUGCUUCUGUUCGCGUGCUCGUCGCAGCAAUCGAGGCGCGAGCAGCGCUGCAGUCACGACCAUCAUAAUCACCACCACUGCAAGAGACGUCGCCGCCGAACUUCACAAGAGGUCCGCUCGCGGGCGAAGUACUGCUGCAGCAACAGUCACGACCUCCUGGAGGACGUCGAGCAGUACCGCGAUGGUCACGAGUCGAGUGCCACUCCCGUCGGCGGGGCGCCUCGACGCUUCGAUUACGGCAGCAGCGGGCGGUCUUCGUCGCCCGACGCCGCAGCCAAGAAGUCGCCGUACCACCCGGGGUACAACAGCCCGGCGACGACUUCGAAGCCGUCGGCGGCGACGAGGCGACGCGAAGGGUUCCGCAUGGCCAGCUACGCGAGUCGUGGUGCACACUCGGAUCUGGCACCACCAGCCUUGCACUCAACGAUGUUCCAAUCCAGCGUUUCACAUCAGCGGACUCGAGAGCGCCGUGCGGAGGCAGCGGCGGCCGGGACGGCUAAUCCCCCUAGCGGCGACACCAGCGACUCCUCGCGGCACAGCGGCCAAACCUGCGUCGAGACCGGCUCCGACACGCAUUCCCUCGAGUGGGACAACUUCCAGCAGCCUCUGGCCGCGGCUGCCACACCCAGGCCAUCGUCAAGUGAACCGUGCACCGAAGACUCGUUCAGCAUCGCGGCCACGGACGGCUCGCAUCAGCAGCAGCAUCGACGACCACUGUACGCUCAAAGCCAACACUGGGUGUGACGCCAGCACUAAAAGGCCGCUGGAAGUCGCAGCACACUGACCAUUCGUCGCUCUUCGCUCCUACAGAUCUGAUCCUCGAUCCCUUCCCCCAACCCACGCCCUCGCUCACACACAGACACACACACUUAAGUUAACGAUGAUAAGCAUUACAUCGGCCAUCCACCGUCUCAGUGCGUGUCCAAAUAAAUUAAGUGUCCUG
Molecule: messenger RNA, 1362 nt
Organism: Dermacentor silvarum
Lineage: Eukaryota; Metazoa; Arthropoda; Arachnida; Ixodida; Ixodidae
Exons: 2
Coding region: 237-1163 (308 amino acids)
Source: RefSeq, a predicted model, not a curated record